AAUAGAGAGAAACGAAGCCUGCCCUGAAACACCAAACAAACCGAGAGGGCGACAGAAAGAAAGAAACCCACAGUGGGUGAUGGAGGGAGAGGAAGCUAAGCGAAGGGCAUGUGAGGAAUAAAGACGCGAGGAUUUUUCCCGAGCGGUGGGCUUUUCUGUCUUUCUUUGUCACUGGAUAGUAUUGAAACGGAUUCCGGUAUGAACCCAGGAGAAGCGGCCGAGGAGGCGCCCAGCGACCCCGACACUGAUGCCUUCUACAAAACAGGGCCCUUCAGGACUGAAGGCAUCAAGGCAUCUGAUGUUCUUCCUAUUUUAAAGGAAAAAGUUGCCUUUGUGUCAGGUGGGCGAGAUAAAAGAGGAGGACCAAUCUUGACAUUUCCUGCCAGGAGCAACCAUGACCGAAUAAAACCUGAGGACCUGAGAAGGCUGGUAACCUACCUGUCUACUGUUCCCAGCGAGGAUGUGUGCAAGCGUGGUUUUACUGUCAUCAUCGACAUGCGUGGUUCUAAGUGGGAGCUGAUCAAGCCUCUGCUGAAGACACUGCAGGAGUUUUUCCCAGUAGAGAUCUGUGUGGCGCUCAUCAUCAAACCGGACAACUUUUGGCAGAAACAGAAGACGAACUUUGGUAGUGCAAAGUUCUCCUUUGAGACCAACAUGGUGUCAGUUGAAGGUCUUGCCAAGCUAGUGGAUCCCUCCCAGCUCACAGAUGACUUUGAAGGCUCACUGGACUACAACCACGAGGAGUGGAUGGAGCUCAGGGUGUCACUGGAGGAGUUCAUGUCUAAUGCUGUUCACCUGCUGUCCAAACUGGAAGAUCUACAGGAGCUCCUGUCUAAGAAGGAGUUUCCUGCAGAUGUGGAGGGGUCUCGGCGAUUGAUAGAGGAGCACACACAGCUUAAGAAAAAGGUGCUAAAGGCUCCAGUGGAGGAAUUAGACCAGGAAGGCCAGAGGUUGCUUCAGUGUAUCCGAUCUAGUGACGGCUUUUCAGGGAGGAACUGCAUCUCAGGCUCAGCUGAUUUUCAGAGCCUUGUGCCCAAGGUGGCUAGUCUGCUGGAUAAGCUUCACUCCACCAGACAACAUCUCCAUCAAAUGUGGCAUGUCAGGAAGCUGAAGCUGGACCAGUGCUUCCAGCUCCGCCUCUUUGAACAGGACGCAGAGAAGAUGUUUGACUGGAUCAGCCACAAUAAGGAAGUGUUCCUGCAGAGCCACACAGAGAUUGGCCGAGGUUACCAACAUGCUGUGGAGCUACAGACUCAACACAAUCAUUUUGCCAUGAACUCCAUGAAUGCCUAUGUAAACAUUAACAGAAUCAUGUCAGUGGCGAGCCGUCUGGCGGAGGCUGGACACUACGCCUCCACUCAGAUAAAACAGAUCUCAGGUCAGCUGGAUCAGGACUGGAAAAGUUUUGCUGCCGCACUUGACGAACGUUCUACCAUCCUCGCCAUGUCAUCUGUCUUUCACCAGAAGGCUGAGCAGUUUCUGUCUGAAGUGGAAACUUGGUGUAAAGUCUGCAAUGAAGGUGGGUUACCAUCUGAGAUGCAGGAGUUGGAGAUUGCCAUCCACCGUCACCAGAGCCUUUAUGAGCAGGUUACCCAGGCAUACACCGAGGUGAGUCAGGAUGGUAAAGCGCUGCUGGAUGUCCUCCAGAGGCCUCUCAGUCCAGGCAACUCUGAAUCUCUGACAGCCACUGCAAAUUACUCCAAAGCAGUUCACUGUAUCCUGGAUGUAGUUCAUGAGGUUCUCCACCAUCAGCGGCGUCUAGAGAAUAUUUGGCAGCAUCGAAAGGUCCGGCUGCACCAGAGGCUACAACUGUGUGUGUUCCAGCAAGAUGUUCAGCAGGUGAUGGACUGGAUAGAAAACCAUGGCGAGGCUUUUCUCAGCAAACACACAGGUGUGGGGAAAUCCCUUCACAGAGCCCGAGCCCUGCAGAAAAGACAUGACGACUUUGAAGAUGUAGCUCAGAACACAUACACUAACGCAGACAAGCUGCUGGAGGCAGCUGAGCAGCUGGCACAAACAGGAGAGUGCGACCCUGAGGAAAUCUACAAGGCAGCCAGACACCUGGAAGUGCGAAUCCAAGACUUUGUUCGCCGGGUGGAACACAGGAAGCUGCUGCUUGACAUGUCUGUCUCCUUCCACACACACACUAAGGAGCUGUGGUCGUGGAUGGAGGAGCUGCAGAAGCAGCUGCUGGACGAUGUGUGCUGCGAUUCUGUGGAUUCAGUUCAGACUCUGAUCCAGCAGUUCCAGCAGCAGCAGACAGCCACACUGGAGGCAACACUUAAUGUGAUUAAAGAGGGAGAGGAAUUAAUACAACAGCUCAGAGAUGCAGCCAUGGCAACCAAUAAGACGCCACACUGCAGUUCCAUCGCACACAUACAAGGGGUGCUCCAGCAACUGGAUGAAGCCCAGGGCCAGAUGGAGGAGCUGUUCCACGAACGCAAAAUCAAGCUGGACAUCUUUCUGCAGCUCCGCAUCUUCGAGCAGUACACUAUAGAGGUCACGGCAGAAUUAGAUGCUUGGAAUGAGGAUCUGUCUCGUCAGCUGAAUGACACCAGCCGCUCGGGCGCCAGCAGUAGCAGCAGCAGCGGGGGAGGUGGAGCCUCCUCUGGCGGCUCAGAGGACAUUGGUCUUGCAGAGCAGCGGCUGAAGCGGCAUGCGGAGAGAAAAGCAGCCAUGAACAACAUGACCUAUGAAGUGAUGCAGCAGGGUCAAGAUCUGCACCAGUACAUCAUGGAGGUCCAGGCUUCAGGAAUUGAGCUGACAGGAGAGAAGGACUUGGACUUGGCUUCUCAGGUUCAGGAGCUGCUGGAGUUCCUACAUGAGAAGCAACAGGAGGUGGAGGUCAACGUGCAACACACGCACACACGGUUGGAGCAGACUCUGCAGCUACGCCACCUCCAAGCCGAGGUUAAACAGGUGUUGGGUUGGAUACGUAAUGGAGAGUCCAUGCUGAAUGCCAGCAUGGUCAACGCUAGCUCUCUGUCUGAGGCCGAGCAGCUGCAGAGGGAGCAUGAACAGUUCCAGAUGGCUAUAGAGUCCCUCUUCCAUGCUAACUCUCUCCAGAAGACGCAUCAGAGUGCUCUGCAGGUCCAACAAAAAGCUGAGAUGAUGCUACAGGCGGGUCAUUACGAUCCAGAUGCAAUUCGAAGCUGUGCUGAGAAAGUUGCUGUUCAUUGGCAACAGCUGAUGCUGAAGAUGGAGGACCGCCUGAAGCUGGUCAAUGCGUCAGUGGCCUUCUACAAGACAUCUGAACAGGUGUGCAGUGUGUUGGAGAGCCUGGAGCAGGAGUAUCGUCGGGAGGAAGACUGGUGUGGCACACAUGAUAAACUGGGAAGUUCAUCCGACAGCGACCACCUCCUACCUCUGAUCAGUAAACACCUGGAACAGAAAGAAGCCUUCCUCAAGGCGUGCACUCUGGCCCGCAGGAACGCAGAGGUAUUUCUGAAGUACAUUCACAGAAACAAUGUGAGCAUGCCUGGAGCUGCCAGUCACACCAGGGGACCUGAGCAACAGGUCAAAGCCAUUCUGAACGAGCUGCUGCAGAGAGAGAACAGAGUCCUUCAUUUCUGGACAUUAAAGAAACGACGGCUGGACCAGUGUCAGCAGUACCUGGUGUUUGAACGCAGUGCCAAACAGGCAUUGGACUGGAUCCAAGAGACAGGUGAAGUUUACCUGGCCACACACACCUCACCUGGUGACAGCAGUGAGGAAACACAGCAGCUCCUCAAUGACUACCAUCAUUUCAGAAUUACUGCCAAACAAACCAAGGAGAAGGUGAAGCUGUUGAUUCAGCUGGCAGACAACCUGGUGGAGAAGGGGCACGCCCAUGUGUCGGAGCUGAAGCGCUGGGUUAGCACGGUAGACCGCAGGUACCGGGACUUUUCCAUACGAAUGUCCAAAUACCAGGAGAGCCUGGAGAGGAGCCUGGGGGUCAGCUCUGAGGAUAACAAAGACCUGGAGUUGGACACUAUCCCAGCCAGCCUAACAGAUGACCCAGAGGUCAAACUGCGUGACCCCAACCACGAGAUCAAUGAGGAGAAGAGGAAGUCUGCUAGGAAAAAAGAGUUCAUCAUGGCAGAGCUCCUACAGACAGAGAAGACGUAUGUCAGAGACCUUCAGGAGUGUCUGGAGACGUACCUGUGGGAGAUGACCAACGGUGUGGAGGAGGUUCCACCAGGCAUCGCCAACAAAGAGCACAUCAUUUUUGGCAACAUGCAGGAGAUCUAUGAUUUCCACAGCAACAUUUUCCUGAAGGAGCUGGUAAACUAUGAGCAGCUUCCAGAAGAUGUGGGUCACUGCUUUGUCACCUGGGCCGAUAAGUUCCACAUAUAUGUGGAUUACUGCAAGAACAAACCAGACUCCAGCCAGCUCAUACUGGAGCAUGCAGGCACCUUCUUUGAUGAAAUUCAACAAAAACAAGGACUGGUUAACUCCAUCUCCUCCUACCUCAUCAAGCCAGUCCAGCGGAUCACCAAAUACCAACUACUGCUUAAGGAGUUAUUAUCUUGCUGUGAGGAGGGUAAGGGGGAGAUCAAAGAUGGUUUGGAGGUGAUGCUCAGUGUUCCUAAGAGAGCAAAUGAUGCCAUGCAUCUUGCCAUGUUAGAGGGCUUUGAGGAGAACCUGGAGGUGCAGGGUGAGCUGAUCCUGCAGGACAGUUUUCAGGUUUGGGAUCCACGCUCACUGAUCAGGAAGGGCCGGGACCGGCACCUCUUCCUGUUUGAGUUCUCUUUGGUCUUCAGCAAGGAGAUCAAAGACUCAGCUGGCAGAACCAAGUAUCAGUUCAAGAACAGACUACUAACAUCAGAGUUGGGGGUGACUGAGCACAUUGAGGGUGACCCAUGUAAAUUUGCUCUGUGGUCAGGAAGAACACCUUCCUCUGAUAAUAAAACUUUGCUCAAAGCAUCCAGUAUGGAAGCUAAACAGGAAUGGAUUAAGAACAUCAGGGAGGUGAUCCAGGAGAGAAUGACUCACCUGAAGGGGGCGCUCAAGGAGCCACUUCACCUUCCCAAAACACCAGCACUGAUCAAACCCAGGAAUAAUGCUAAGAGGGAGGGAGGUGAAGAUGGAGACAGCCAGGGAGAUGGCAGUAGCCAACCAGACACCAUUUCCAUUGCAUCCAGGACAUCCCAGAACACGGUGGACAGCGACAAGCUCUCUGGUGGAUGUGAGCUGACUGUUGUCCUCCAGGACUUCACAGCAGGAUGCAGUACAGAGAUGUCUGUCAGCACAGGUCAGACGGUGGAGCUGUUGGAGCGGCCCAGUGAGCGGCCUGGAUGGUGUCUUGUCCGAAGCACCGACCGCAGCCCACCACAGGAGGGACUGGUUCCUAGCUCUGUGCUCUGUGUGUCUCACUCACGCUCCAGUGUGGAGAUGGACUGUUUCUUCAGCUCGGGGAAAGAAAACUAUAAUGUUGGCAGCUCUGAUGGGAAGACAGAGUCAGUGGUUAACCUUCAGCCGCAGCCAUCCCUCAGCUCCCUGCAGUCCAGCUCUCCUGGUCCCAAACGCUCUGGAAACACGCUGAGAAAGUGGCUGACCAGUCCAGUCCGCCGCCUCAGUGGCAGCUCUGUCAAGAAACUCCCCAAUAACAAACAGAAGAAGCCAGGGCCGGGAACAGGAAGAGAGGACAGCAGGAAGAGUAUUGACCUCGGUCAGCCUGACUUCACCUUGCAGGAUGAUGUCAUUGAUGAGGGAGCCAUCAGUAGAGAUGUCAACUUCCCAUCUAAGACAUCUGGGAUGCAGAGCGGUGGGGAGGAGGAGCAGGAUGAAGAUGCCCAAACUCCUUUGCCCCCCCCUAUGGAUAUCAUCAAGAACCCCUCAGAUCCUGAUGACAAGUCUUCAUCCUUGCUAACAUCUCUGCAGUCAUCCUCUGAGGUACCCAGCGCUGCAGAGCUAGUUAGCGCCAUAGAAAAACUGGUUAAAACAAAGAUGACCCUUGAACCAGGAGCAUACCCAGGCUUUACCCCUCCACCAGAAGAAACCCCUCCUGUUCAGCCACGGAACCCUGAACAGGAGCAGAGAGAAAAGGCUAUGAGAGGACGGAUGUUUGUUCUGAAAGAGCUGAUUCAGACAGAGAAGGACUAUGUCAAAGACCUGGGCAUCGUGGUGGAGGGGUUUAUGAAGAGCAUUGAAGAGAAGGGUGUUCCAGAUGACAUGAAAGGAAAAGACAAAAUCGUGUUUGGGAACAUCCACCAGAUUUAUGACUGGCACAGAGAUUUCUUUGUAGGAGAACUAGAGAAAUGCCUGGAUAACCAUGAAUACCUUCCUGAGCUUUUUAUCAAACAUGAGAGAAGACUCCACAUGUAUGUGGUUUAUUGUCAGAAUAAACCUAAGUCAGAGUUCAUUGUGGCGGAAUAUGACACGUAUUUUGAUGGAAUCCAGCAGGAAAUCCAAUCUAGGCUGUCUAUCAGUGACUUCCUCAUCAAACCAAUUCAGAGAAUCACCAAAUACCAGCUUCUACUGAAGGAUUUCCUGAAGUACAGCUCAAAGGCGGGAAUGGACUGUGAACAAAUCGAGAAAGCAGUAGAUUUGAUGUCUCAGGUCCCUAAACUGUGCAAUGACAUGAUGAAUUUGGGCCGGCUGCAGGGAUUCGAGGGGAAACUGACCAGUCAGGGCAAACUGCUGCAGCAAGAAACUUUUUUUGUAACAGUGCAGGAUGCCGGCGUCCUGUCACGCUCCAAAGAACGGCGAGUCUUCUUGUUUGAGCAGAUCGUGAUCUUCAGUGAGCUGCUGAGAAAAGGCUCGUCCACACCUGGGUACCAGUUCAAGAAGAGCAUCAAGGUGUCCUACUUGGGCCUGGAGGACAUUGUGGAUAAUGAUCCCUGUAAGUUUGUUUUGUUGAGUCGAGGCUCAUCGGAGCGUUUCACCCUGCAGGCAGCCAAUGUUGAUAUCAAGCAGGUCUGGGUCCGACACAUUCAGGAACUCCUGGACGCUCAGAGCAACUUCCUGUCUGCUCUGCAGUCACCCAUUGUGUACCACAAUCAGCAGAGUGGAGGAGGCAGCAGCUCAUCGCUGACCAGAAACCGCUCGUCCUCAGGGAACCAGAAUACCACAUCUUCUCACAGCCGACCAUCCUCAGUGGUUGGGCUCUGUAGUACUGAGAAGGGGAAGAGCCAGCUCAAAGUCUCUACCUCCAACGGAGGUUCAUCGUGUUUCGACUCCAUGGACAAUAACGGCAUUACUUCCACCAUGCUGAUCACUCAGGACUACUCAGCGCUCAAAGAGAAUGAGAUCUGUGUCAGUCAGGGAGAGACUGUCCAAAUCAUGGCCACCAAUCAGCAGAACAUGUACCUUGUUUACCGGCCAGCCAACAGCCAGUCGCCUGCCGCAGAGGGCUGGGUGCCAGGACAUGUCUUAGGCCCACUCACAAAGCCCAUUAAAGACUCCUCUUCUACUUGCUCCUUCUCAGCGGCAGUAGCAGAUGCCAACAACAUCAAGAAGUCUCUGUCGUGGAACACACUGCGUGCCAGGAAGCGCGCUGAAGACAAGGAUGCCUCCUCAAUAGGGGUGAGAGGUCAGGAGAAUGGCCUCCUCCGUAAGCCUAAAGAAAUCACUCCUAUCCCAUUCGCCUCGCCCGCCCCUACGGUGAAAGGCAAAGAGGUCCACACUUCAGAUGAUUCUGACUGUGGUGAUGAUGUUGACCCAAAGACCGGCAUGGAGCUUCUGAACCCAAACUUCAUCCAGGAAGUGGCUCCAGAGUUCCUGGUCCCUCUGUCAGACGUGGUGUGUGCAUUUGGAGAGACCGUAGUCCUCUGCUGUAAAGUGUGUGGACGGCCUAAACCCUCAGUUACCCUGAAGGGCCCUGACCAGAACCCAGUGACCAACAACAGCCGCUUCACAUUAGACAUUAGGGAUACAGGUGACAUCUUGCUGAAAAUCUGUAAUCUGAUGCCUCAGGAUACAGGGAUCUACACCUGUGUUGCCAUUAACAGCCAUGGUACUUCAUCGUCCUCUGCCUCCAUCAAAGUUCAAGGUAUCCCAGCAGCCCCAGGGAGACCUGUGGCUCAGGAGGCCAGCAGCACAGCAGUGAUGAUCCACUGGCUGCCACCAGCUUCAUCUAUUCACUGUGCUGUCAGCAGCUAUACGGUGGAGUACAGACAGGAAGAUUCGCUCCUGUGGCAGCAGGUGGCUAGCAGCAGGGAAGAAUGUGUUCAGAUUGACACUCUGAUCCCUGGGGGUCACUAUCAGUUCAGAGUCCGAGCCUCCAACCGCUGGGGGGUCAGCCCACCAUCUGAGCCCUCAAAUAUGGUCACACUGGCCACCAGCAACUCUGGGUGUGAUGGAACAGGCAUCCAUUGGAAAGAAAACUUUGACUCAACCUUUACUAAGCUCUGUGAGAUUGGAAGGGGACGGUUCUCAGUGGUGAGAAAAUGUGUCAACAGGUCCACUAAGAAGGAGGUGGCAGUGAAGUUCGUGAGUAAGAAGAUGCAGAAGAAGGAGCAGGUGGCUCAUGAAGCUGACAUUCUCCAACAUGUACAGAAUCACCAGCUGGUGGCGCUGUUGGACACAUACGAGUCUCCCACGUCUCUGAUGCUCAUCCUGGAGCUACUGGAGGAUGGUCGUUUGUUUGAUUACCUGGCUGCCCAUGAUGAACUGAUGGAAGAGAAGGUGGCAUUCUUCAUCAGAGAAACACUGGAGGCUCUGCAGCACCUUCAUACCUGCAGAGUGGCACACCUGGAUCUCAAGCCGGAGAACAUAAUGGUCAACCUCCAUUCUCCCACGCCCAGUAUUAAGCUUAUCGAUCUUGGCGAUGCUGUCCAGUUGUCUGCCAACCGGCGAUAUGUCCAUCUCUUGCUUGGAAAUCCAGAGUUUGCUGCACCUGAGCUCAUCCGUGGCACACCAGUCUCUGUUGCCACAGACAUGUGGAGCUUGGGUGUUUUGGCUUAUGUGAUGCUCAGCGGCGUUUCUCCGUUUCUGGAUGAGUCACCAGAGGAAACCUGCGUCAACAUCUGCCGCCUGGACUUCUGCUUCCCAGAUGAAUACUUCUGCAAUGUGAGCCAGACAGCGAGGGAUUUUGUGUCAUCAGUUCUGCAGCAGGAUCCUAGGAAGAGGCCAAGUGCUACUGCUUGUCUUCAGCACCCAUGGAUGGGUCGCAGGGGUGCACAUGGUGGAGAUUACUCCAAGACACCACUGGACACAGCACGGUUGGCCACAUUUAUUGACCGAAGGAGACAGCUGCAUGAUGUUCGGCCCAUUACAAAUAUCAAAGGGCUGGUCAGCAGCAGUAUGGGCAACACACUGUGAUGGAAAAUAUAAAUGACUGUUUGAACACUCAGCAACUACCAGGGCACCCACAACAACAUUUGAUUAUCUUUACUAUUUGUUAGUGUGUGUGGGAAAGAUGCAUGGUGCUUGAAUCCUGUGGUGCAAAAUGUAAUCUUGCUACUGUAGGAACAUGAUUAGUCCCCUCUAGACCAAAACCUUUACCCUAACCAGAAAAAAAUCUCAAUAGUUAUUUAUUCUAACAAUAUUUUAUUUGUUCUUCAUUCACCUAAUUUCAACCACUACACAUGCAGCUGGCCCCAUAAAUGCCAAAACACCAUAAUAACCAGGUGGAACAAUUGCACUGGUUAUAUUUACUCACUGUCAUGUUCAGGAAAUCUGUGUCUUUCACUUGGCUUUGCAGAGGUUUCUUGCUGAACUGAGGAUAUGUUGUGGUUGCUUGUGGGCACUUGUUGUUUUUGUUGAAGGUAGAUAUAGACAGGAAAUCGGGGGGGGCAUGCAGGCAAACUGGCAACAGGCUGGUACUCAAACCCGCCCACACCGCAACGCAGCAUGUGUAUGUGGUCGCCUGCUCAACCACUGAGCCACCCGGGCACCUAACUUAGAUUUUGAAAGUUUAGGUCUUCUGACAAACUGCACAAAAUGCUGUUUGAACUGGAGGUAGUUGCUUAGUUGCAAAAAUGGUGAUGCACUGUGAUGAGUGCGUUUAGUGUAUUGGUAAUCGUCUUGUUUCAAGGAGAGUGUCAGCCCUGUCUCCUACUGUAAAAAUUACAAUCACAUACAAAUUAACUUCAGCUACAAGGAAAACCUAUUUUUCCACAUUUCCAUCCAUUUAUCUUCAUUACUCAUCUUUCUCCUACUUCGGGCAGCCGAUUACACAUUUACAGAGGUGGGAAGUAACAAAUACUCCAUUACUGUACUUAAGUAGAAUUUCUGGUAAUUGACUUGAGUUUUUGUUUUUCUGACAUUUUAUUUUUUGACAUUUUAAACAAAUAUCUCUACUUGCUACUCCCAACAUUUUUGCAACACACUCAUUACUUCAGGUUUAAGACAAUUGAGGGGAAUUAUACUUUCAUGUCACUGUGAACCUUCUGGACAUCAAACCAAUCUGAACCUAAAUGGAGGGAACAAUAACAUAACAGACAAUCCUAUUGGUGUAGCCAUCACCAGUGCUCAUCACAAACAACAAUCUCAUAUGUAUGCAUCAUUUAUAGCUCUAUACUCAGGGGUUAAAGUGUGCUGGAUCGAUCUACAGCAGCUUGUCCAUAAGUUGUGGUCAUGAUACUUAAGCAUUUGACUAGUAUGACAGAUGAGGAGCAAUAACCAAGGGAAUAAGAGUUUUAAGUUGCAGAUAAAAAAUGAUUGAAUAAAUAAAUGCAACACACAAACUGUUUGGACCAUAAUGUGUCUGCUAGCUAAAGGUACAGCUACUUUAUUUCCUCGGGAGAGAAAUGAAUGUGAGAUUUCUUUGCUCCGAGAUGGAAAAAGAUGUAAGAAGGACAGGACAGGAAGAAAAAGAUGGGGACUGCUCAGUGAUAUUUGAUAGGCUGGAAAUUUAAAGCUUAUAUGUAAUGUGCCAAUUCAUUUGAGUUGUUGUGAAGAGAUGUUGGAUCCAAACAAGACAAUAUGUGUAUUGCUGAGGUUUGUAUGUUUUUUCAUAUUAUGAAAAGUGCUGCAAAAAAAAUCAAAAUAUAUUAACUUUGUGUUAUUUAAGGAUUGCGUGGAAAUACUAGCCAGUGCAGUGCUAAAGUGAUUGUUCUGCAGUACUGUGGUAAAGUUUACAUUAAUGUACUAUGUUUGACUGAUCCCAAGAAGCCUGUUCAUUGUCAGUGUUAGGUUACAUCAAGGGCAGCAGAGAUUAAUUUGAAUUUGAGCUGAUGCUGAUUAGAGUUAUUGAAUUCCACCUUUAUAUUAGCUUCGCACUACAAAGGUGUUGGAAAUCAGCCGUAUUAGCCCGUGUAAAAUCUGUUUAGAGCUUGUUGAAGCCAGUUGGCUAAAUCCACAAAGGACAGUGAAUGUUAGAGCAGCAGCAACACAAGUCAGUAUCACAGCCUGUACACAAAAUCUGUUUUAGCUCACAAUAGAAUAAAUGUGACUUAGUUCUAAGUGAUUCUUUUCCCCACAUUUCACCACUACACUUAUAGUUCUCAUAAUCCCACUUUAACCCCUGACUAUAAAUGGUAAGUGGACUAG
Archocentrus centrarchus (flier cichlid) is the source of this 11415-nucleotide messenger RNA. RefSeq names its product kalirin RhoGEF kinase a (gene kalrna). Gene Ontology annotation, cellular component: cytoplasm; extrinsic component of membrane. The record is from RefSeq and is a predicted model, not a curated record. Gene Ontology annotation, biological process: axon guidance; protein phosphorylation. Gene Ontology annotation, molecular function: protein kinase activity; protein binding; guanyl-nucleotide exchange factor activity. The transcript is spliced from 68 exons. NCBI's taxonomy places the organism in Eukaryota, Metazoa, Chordata, Actinopteri, Cichliformes, Cichlidae. The coding region runs from base 199 to 9243 and encodes 3014 amino acids.